AUGCAACCAUCUACACCGCAAGAUCUGGUUCAGCAGUACGGCGGAGGUCACACUGGAGGAUGGGUCGAUCUCCUCCCAUCUUCAUGGAUUCCUUAUGUGCAAUUGGCACGCCUCAGUCCGCCUAUCGGCAUCUCUCUAAUUUAUUUGCCACACAUAUUUGGGACAAUACUUGCCGGCACUCUUCAACGCGCACCAGUCCUUGAGGUUUUGAAGGUGUCUUUAUUGCUUCUAGGGGGGAGUUUCUUCUUCUCCAAUGCAGCACAUGGCUGGAACGACAUCGUCGACGCAGAGGUCGACAAAAAGGUCGCUCGCACCAGAACACGUCCUAUUCCUAGGGGUGCAAUGUCAAAACAAGCUGCCUUUAUGUUCGCUACAACUCAGGCUAUUGGCGCAGCUGCAUUUUUGUUAGUUUUGCCACCCAAGACGGCGUUGUAUGCAGCCAUAAAUAUUCCCGCUACACUCUAUUAUCCUUACGCCAAGCGACAUACGAACAUGGUGCAAAUGAUUCUCGGAUUUUGCCUUGCCUGGGGUGUUAUGAUCGGCAUAGCAGCCAUGGGCCUCGAUCCCAUUUUCGGUGCCGACAAGUCUCCGAUAUUCCUAUUUUUGGGCUGUGUGGCCUGGACUACUAUCUACGAUACAAUAUACGCCCACCAGGAUGUGGAGGAUGAUCUGAAGAUAGGAGUCAAAAGCACCGCUGUCUUCUUUGGGCAACAGACAAAGCCGUUCCUAUGGCUAGUCCUCGGAUUCAUGCUUGUCUCACUUAUUGGAUGUGGAUAUACCGCAGGUUUGGGAUUGCUGUAUCAUAUGAUCGCUGUUAUUGGCACGGCGGUUUCUAUGGGCCUCAUGAUCAGAAAUGUGGAUUUGAGAAGCUCAUCCAGUUGUUGGUUAGCAUUUAGAAAUGGAUUCUGGCUCCCUGGAGGAUUUCUGAUGGGAGGGUUGCUCUGUGAGUACAUCAAGGGAUGA
Messenger RNA from Hymenoscyphus albidus, 963 nucleotides. NCBI's taxonomy places the organism in Eukaryota, Fungi, Ascomycota, Leotiomycetes, Helotiales, Helotiaceae. The record is from the annotation of a GenBank genome assembly.